AUGAGGUCGUUUCUUUCUUUUCUGUUACUUGGCAUCUGGGGAGCUUGCGUACAUGCAUUGAGCAGCUCAGGAUCCCGCUUGCUCGUCGUUUUGGAGGAGGACAAAAGCUUAUAUUCGAACUUAUGGGCUGAUUUAGAAGGCCGCGGAUACGACAUUACAUUCGAGUCUCCCAAGAGCGACCAGUUGUCGUUAUUUGCACAUGGGGAAAAAGCAUACGACCACCUUAUUCUUCUCCCGUCAAAAUCGAAGGGUCUUGGUCCCGCACUGACACCCAAGCUUCUACUCGACUUCCUCAACGAUGAGGGCAAUGUCCUCCUCGCCCUCUCCGGCAAGUCUGCCACCCCUAGCUCCAUCAGCUCUCUCCUUCUGGAGCUAGACCUACACAUCUCGCCUGACCGUUCAUCAAUUGUGGUUGACCACUUCAACUACGACACCAUCUCCGCCGCCGAAAAGCACGAUGUCCUCCUCUUGCCCCUCCCCGAUCCCGUGAGAUCAGAUGUGAAACGCUACUUCUCCGGUGAAGGUGUCCUAGCCCUCCCCCGCCCAGUGGGACAAUCCCUUGGAAAUGCCAGCCCGCUCCUCGCUCCUAUUCUCCGAGCUCCCGAAACCGCUUAUAGCUACAACGCCAAGGAUGACUCUCUUUCCGUCGAGGACAGUUUUGCGACUGGCUCGCAAUUGGCAUUGGUAUCGGCAUUGCAGGCGAGGAACUCUGCUCGCUUCACUGUUCUCGGAUCUGCGGAGGCUCUUGAGGACAAGUGGUUUGCUGCGUCUGUCAAGUCUCCCAAGUCCAAGUCGGCAGUUACAGCUGCAAACAGGCAAUUUGCCAAGCAGCUUACUGGCUGGACAUUCAAGGAACUUGGUGUCUUGAAGGUUGGAAAGGUUGAGCAUUAUCUCAGUGAUGAGUUUGGAAAUAUCGAGGGCGAGGUCAACCCGACUAUCUAUCGUAUCAAGAACGACGUGACCUUCAACAUUGAACUCUCCGAAUAUGAGUUCGACAAAUGGGUGCCAUACAAGGUCCCCGCCAACGACGAACUUCAACUCGAAUUCAGCAUGUUGUCACCCUUCCACCGUUUGAGAUUGCUGCCUCAAUCCACCACUGAGAACAGCACCAUUUUCAGCGUCACAUUCACCACCCCCGACCAACAUGGCAUCUUCUCAUUUCGCGUCAACUACCUCCGCCCAUUCCUAACCAACAUCGAAGAAAAGCACGAAGUUACAGUUCGCCACUUUGCGCACGACGAGUACCCACGAAGCUGGGAGAUUACCGGUGGAUGGGUAUGGAUUGCAGGACUUUGGGCCGUCAUUGGUGGCUUCGUUGCCUUUGUGCUUGUGUGGCUUUAUUCGGCUCCAGUGCCGACCACGGAGGCGAAGAAGAUCAAAUAG
This is a messenger RNA of Talaromyces amestolkiae, 1383 nucleotides long. RefSeq lists its product as uncharacterized. The record is from RefSeq and is a predicted model, not a curated record. Bases 1 to 1383 code for a protein of 460 amino acids. Lineage: Eukaryota; Fungi; Ascomycota; Eurotiomycetes; Eurotiales; Trichocomaceae. Gene Ontology annotation, cellular component: oligosaccharyltransferase complex; endoplasmic reticulum membrane. The transcript has 4 exons.